AGGCUUUCACAGGCAGACACCCACUGCCUCAGUACAUAAAGACAGCUCAGUCAGCUGAAGGCCGAGCGAUCGAGCUGGAGAGGUUACAAUCACAAUGAAGGGGAGCACGGUCCACGAGCACGAGACAGACGUCUCCGCCUCCGACCUGUGGGCGAUCUACGGCACGCUCCGCGCCGCCGAGCUGUUGGCGGAGCUGCUCCCGCAAGUCCUGGCCAAAGUCGAGGUCAUCAGCGGCGACGGCGGCGUCGGUACCAUCUUGCAGCUGACGUACCCCCCUGGCAUUCCGGGCCUGGAGAGUUACAAGGAGAAGUUCAUCAAGGUUGACAACGAGAACUACAUCAAGGAGGCGCAGGUGAUCGAUGGCGACAUCCUGAAGCUGGGGUUCCUCUCCUACAUGGUACGGUUCGAGGUCAUCGCAAAGGGGCCCGACUCGUCGGUGAUACGAUCGACUGUCGAGUACGAGAUUGAUGAAGCGCACCCGGAGCUUGAAGCCAUGGUGAGCCCGGCGCCUUUUGCUGCGAUCGCCGAGAAAUUCUCUGAGUAUACCAAGGAGAAGAAGCUCAUCACUCAGGCAGCCUCUUGAUUGGAAGAGCUCAAGAGCAAAGGUAGCGCAAAGUAACCAAACAGGGCCCUUGGUGCAGAGGCGAAGCGGGAGGCUCCGCCAAUAUGGUCCAUGUAAAAGACCGGCUUGCAAUCAGGGGUGCCUGCGCGAUCAGGGGUGCCUGCGCGGUAAUAAAUGGGCAAAAUGGCGCGGAUGGGAGAUUCGAACCGUGCACAACGGGUUUCCACCAAAGAACCGCUGUAUCACUUUGUGCCUUGCAUUGUAUGUUAAAACUUAAUCGAUUUGAACUGUUGGUUCAAUCGGU
Panicum virgatum (switchgrass) is the source of this 866-nucleotide messenger RNA. RefSeq names its product norbelladine synthase-like. Lineage: Eukaryota; Viridiplantae; Streptophyta; Magnoliopsida; Poales; Poaceae. The record is from RefSeq and is a predicted model, not a curated record. Gene Ontology annotation, biological process: defense response; abscisic acid-activated signaling pathway. Gene Ontology annotation, cellular component: cytoplasm; nucleus. Gene Ontology annotation, molecular function: protein phosphatase inhibitor activity; signaling receptor activity; abscisic acid binding. The transcript is spliced from 3 exons. The coding region runs from base 95 to 583 and encodes 162 amino acids.